Messenger RNA from Corapipo altera (White-ruffed manakin), 615 nucleotides. RefSeq names its product transcription intermediary factor 1-beta-like. The annotation marks the transcript as partial. The record is from RefSeq and is a predicted model, not a curated record. Lineage: Eukaryota; Metazoa; Chordata; Aves; Passeriformes; Pipridae. Gene Ontology annotation, biological process: negative regulation of DNA-templated transcription; innate immune response; protein sumoylation. Gene Ontology annotation, molecular function: ubiquitin-protein transferase activity; zinc ion binding. Gene Ontology annotation, cellular component: chromatin; nucleoplasm; RNA polymerase II transcription regulator complex. The transcript is spliced from 4 exons.
UUUCUCUCCCGCCUGCUCCUCUCCUAUUGGUCCCUCACCCCGUCAAUCUCUCUUCCCCCCCCUUCAUUGGCCCCUGCUCUGUCCAUCAGGCUCAGCGAGCGGUGAUUGGCCGGGGCGGGGGGGGCGGGAGCGGAAGCCGUGAGGGGCCUGAGGGGAGACCGGGCCACCAUGUCGGGCCCUGAGGCGGCGGCGGCCAGGACGGGCCCGGAAGGGGUCGGGAAGGGCCCGCGAGCGGAGCCCUUGGGGCACCUGGAGCUGCUGGAGCACUGCGGGCGCUGCCGGGAGCGCCUCACCCCCCAGCGGGACCCGCGGCUCCUGCCCUGCCUGCACUCGGUGUGCGGGACCUGCCUCGGCGGAGAUGGAGCGGUGUUCGAGUGCCCCGUGUGCCACUACCAGUGUCCCCUGGGGGACAUCCUGGACAACUUCUUCCUGCAGGACAGUGGGGCUGGAGCCACCGCAGGGCCUGAGCCCCGCCAGAGCUGCAGCAGCUGCGAAGACAACGCGGCGGCCACGAGGUUCUGCGAUGACUGCGCCGAGCCCCUGUGUGACACCUGCGUGCAGGCCCAUCUCAGGGUCAGGUACACCCGGGGCCACUCCGUCAGGGACAUCGGCUCU